This is a messenger RNA of Panicum virgatum (switchgrass), 3794 nucleotides long. Its product is annotated as putative disease resistance RPP13-like protein 1. The transcript has 2 exons. NCBI's taxonomy places the organism in Eukaryota, Viridiplantae, Streptophyta, Magnoliopsida, Poales, Poaceae. Gene Ontology annotation, molecular function: ADP binding. Gene Ontology annotation, biological process: defense response to other organism. The coding region runs from base 127 to 2646 and encodes 839 amino acids. The record is from RefSeq and is a predicted model, not a curated record.
ACUGAUGAGGCUACAGACCUGGUCCGGCCCGUAGGAUUUUUUUCCACGUCGUUUCCUUCGUCUUCCUUCCCCCACCUACUGUAAGCAGCUCUGGCCGGAGCACGCAGCCACACGCAGGAGGUGAAGAUGUCGGGACUGUUUGCGCUUCGAUCCGUUGAGAGGGCGCUGGACCUGUUGAAGUCCUUGGUGAAGAUCUCCUUGUCGCUCUCCUCCCCGUCAUGCUCGAGGAGUCAGGACGACAUGGAGGAGCUGAAGCAACUGGAGAGAACCAUGCUCCAGAUCCGGGCCCAUCUGCACGAUGCCGAGGAGAAGUGGAACAUCCGUGAGGAGUCCUCCAAGCUGCGGCUCAACGAGCUCAAGGAGGUGGCGUACGACAUGGAGGACGUGGUCGGCGAGUACGAGUACGAGGUGAACCGGCGCAAGGUGGAGGCUUUCCAGCGAUCUGGCGGUGUUCACCACAUGGAGCAGGAUGAGCGCAAGGUGGACCUGGGGAAGCGCAGGCGACUGCUGCAGGAAAACCAGGACUUCUUGAUGGAUGCUGGUUUAGUACCAGUCCCAGAGGGGUUGGUUCAUCGCGCAAGAAAAGUUAACAUGAGACUGGAUGAGAUCAUUGAUUACUCCACUCAUUUCACUUUAUCGGUGAAUGACGGAGAGAGGCGGUCCACUCCUGAAUUUAGUAGUUCACGGCGUACUACCCCUCUCGUCUAUGAGAAGAGCAUUCUUGGACGAGACAAGGACAGAGACAUAAUUGUUGAGAAAUUGUUGUCCAAUGAAGAGGAAAAUUGCACAAGUCCUCUUACUGUCGCCGCCAUUGUUGGCAUGGGAGGAUUAGGCAAGACAACACUAGCGAAACUUUUGUAUAACGACAUGAGGGUGCGCAAGUCAUUUGACAGGUUUGCUUGGGUUUAUGUGUCAGAGAAUUUUGACAUCACUAAGAUAACAAGGGACAUCAUAACUUCACUAACUAAGAACAGUUGUGAGUAUACAGAACUUGGAUAUCUUCGCAGGAAAUUAACACAAGAAAUAAAGGAUAAGAGGGUUUUAAUUGUAUUGGAUGAUGUGUGGCAUGAUGAUCGCCUAAGAGAGCGCUGGGAGCUGCUUUGUGCGCCACUGUCAGUCACAAGGAAAUGCCAGAUCAUAGUAACUACGCGGAGCGAGGCAGUGGCAAUGCUUGUACAGACUAUGCCCUUUUAUCGCCCAAGUUGCCUAAGUUUUGAUGACAGCUGGUCAUUGUUCAUGCAAGUUGCGUUUCCUGGUGACCAAGAGCAAAAUGCUUCAACAGAACUGAUCCGAAUAGGCAAGAGUAUUGUUAGCAAGUGCAAGGGUUUGCCACUAGCAAUCAAGACACUGGGAAGCAUGUUACGCUAUGAAAUGGAUGAAGAGAGAUGGGUGAAUGUUUUGAAAAGUGAAUUGUGGGACUUGAAACAACCCCAGCAUGAGAUUUUGCCCGCGUUAGAGUUGAGCUACAAGCAUAUGCCUAUAUACUUAAGACGAUGUUUUCAUGCCUUGUCUCUAUUUCCCAAAGUUAAUUCAAUUUUAAAGAAUGAGGUGAUGAAAUUGUGGAAAGUACUUGACCUACUUGAUUGUGAUGGGAGUGAUGCUGAUGACUACAAAGCUGAACGACUGUGUUUUACAGAGUUAGUUGAGCGAUCUAUCCUGGUUCAUGAUCACGAUGAAAGUUAUUGCCUGCACGAUCUUAUCCAUGAUCUUGCAUGUUUCCUUGCUGGUGAAACGUUCUAUCGAUUUGAGGCAAGUACAUCAACUGAAAUUCCAGAAAAUGUUCAGUAUAUGUCCAUAUUGUCGGUACCAGAUUAUGUCAAUGAUGGGGAGUUUCCAAUUACACCAUGUUCUCUGAGAGCCAUCUUUGCUGAGGGGGGUGGAAAUCUUAGAAAUGCAGAACCACUAUUUCUGAAAUCUAAGAAGUUGCGGGCCCUUGACUUGACUCAUAUUUUUGUUGAGGAAUUUCCAGACUCCUUAUUGGGUAGCCUAAAACAAUUACGCCAUUUAUCACUUAAUACUUGGCUGGAUAAGCAAUUUACACUUCCUAGCUCUCUAUUCAAUUUAUAUAAUCUGCGGACAGUUGACUUGAGGUGCAAUUAUAACAAGGUGUCACUGAGUGGGAUUGGUAGCCUAAUUAACUUGCAUACUCUGCCUGUAUUUCAUAUUAGAAGAUGUGGUUGCGGUUAUAACAUAAGAGAGCUGAGGAACAUCAACAACAUUAGAGAUCUGGAUAUAUGUGGAUUGGAUAGCGUGUCUAGUGUCGAGGAUGCAAAUGAAGCCAGACUGCAGAAUAAAAAGCACCUCCGAUCCCUAGAAUUGGAUUUUUCAAGUGCACGGAAGAUAUGCAGAUGUACACUGUUACCUACACCCGGUUCAAUACCACAGGACCAAGUACUUGAGAGAUUGCGACCAAAUCACAACCUGAGUGAGCUCAAGAUACGGCAUUACAAGUCUCAUGUAUACCCCUACUGGCUAGGUUGUGAUUCCUACUCCAAGUUGUUCAGAGUAGAGCUAGUGGAUUGUGAAUUUCAACACAUUGGGGUACUUGGUGGAUUACCUUCCCUAAAGUACCUCGUGCUCGACAGCAUGAAUUCUAUAUAUGGAACGUAUUGGCUCGGACAUUUUCAGACGGUCUGCGGGGUAUAAUGGCUUCCAAUCAUUAACAGAACUGUCAUUUCGGAAAAUGUCGGUGUGGUCAGAAUGGUAUGUUCAUGAUGGUGAAUUCCCAUGCCUACGUACUCUUUGGUUAGUGGUUUGCCCGAAACUAAGAUCUCUUCAAUUUGUGCCGUUUCUGUCUCUAUCAGAAUUCUAUCUUAUUUGCAACGACAAUAUUUCUGUAUUUCCGGCGUCACCUAAUCUCCGUACCUUACAAUUUCGUCGAUGUUCUAACCUGAGGUCCAUUGGUUUCGAGCACUCACUCAACACCGUGCAGCUGCACCACUCUUCGAGUUCAACCUGUGAAGAAGUUAGUACCCUCCCCAAACUCACCACCUUGGCUCUAAAUCAAUGUCCGAAUCUGACUGCGGUUGUUCCUCUCCCGUCACUUACCACUCUGUCUCUGAGCAAUGAUCUGAGAGAUGAGAUACUCCACAGGAUGCUGAAUGAUCAGCCGUCACUGGAGAGCUUAUCUAUUUCAGAACUCGAAGUUGCAAGCAUCUCUCUUGAACAGCAAAGUCUGCCUUCACUUAGAAGGCUUCGCAUAGACUGGUGCGAUCAUCUCCAGUACUGUGAUGGUCUUACUGGCCUCACUUCCCUGCAGCAUUUGGAGGUUAUGGACUGUCCAAAGCUCACCAUACAUGAUGUGCAUUCACUGGAGCUGAAAACUCUCAUCAUUACAAAUAUGUUUGAGGAUGAAUAUGAAAAUAACGAAAAUUGAUCUGAAUAUGAAAUUUAAGAUUGCAGUGACGAUGAGGAUGGAUAAAUAGGUAUGUAUGUAAUCUACAAUUUCCACUUUUUAUCUAAUUUGUUAAACCUUCAUCCAAAAAAUCCUAAUAUAUUAAUUUGGUUUGUCUUGUUAGUUAUAUUCUUUAUUAGUGUUUGCAGGCUUGCAGCAGACCUAGUUCUUGUCGAGGCAAAUUUUAUUUUUUGAGGCCUUAUCGAGGAAAACUGUCUAAUUUGAGUUUAACUUGCUUCACUAUUUGACACAUUUCUACAAGUAGCGAGGCAGGUUUUUUUUCUUUUUUUUUCUUUUUGCUUUUGUCUUGUUGAGAUACUAAUUGAACCACAUGUACAAAUAUUUUCAGUUCAUACUUUAAUCAUAUUUGUGUGGUGAUUUUGCGGUCGUUUGGAGAUAA